This is a messenger RNA of Leishmania mexicana MHOM/GT/2001/U1103, 3438 nucleotides long. RefSeq lists its product as hypothetical. The coding region runs from base 1 to 3438 and encodes 1145 amino acids. NCBI's taxonomy places the organism in Eukaryota, Euglenozoa, Kinetoplastea, Trypanosomatida, Trypanosomatidae. The record is from RefSeq and is a predicted model, not a curated record. The transcript has a single exon.
AUGGGUAGUGCACCGUCGGUGCAGGAUCACCUGCAGAAGUGGGAGACCGCGCUCGGGGAGCUCGAGCAGCUCUGCUCGGUCAAUCGACGCCUCAUGGGCCAGGACCGCAUUUACGGCAGUGGGGUCGCCUUGAACGACCCUCACAGGACCACGGAUGACGAAGCCACCUCCGACCGAGGAGGAGCUCGGCGGCCAUCAUCUCUCGUUUCCUUCAGCCCCACCGCAACAGCAGUCACACCAGAGGGGGGUAUGGGUGUCAGUGCGGGCAGUUUCCACAGACUAAACCGCAAUAGCGCCUCGACGGCUGUCACAGCACCAAUACCGGAGAGCCGCACCGGCUUUGGAUUUACGGCUUACAGCGGCGCGCCUGGCGCCAGCACGGUGACAACUUUGAACUUCGUUCAGGGCGGUGCCACUCCCCUGCCUGGCAACGCGACAAACGACGCGACGAACAGGAGUGCGGGUUCUGCCUCGGUUGGUCAACAGCAGUCCAAGCACACCCGUCAGCAAGUCCUCGAGAUCCGAAAAGCGCGCAUGAGCCUCUUUCGCAGCUACGAAACUGAAAACCCGGAUGCGCUCACUGACCUCAUGCAAUGCAGCCACUUCGGCGCUGCUGCCGUGGCUCUCUCCUACCUACUCGGCGGUGACGCGAACUGCAAGGAUCGCCGGCGUCGCGUCACCCUCGAAGACAUUUUCUUCGCCACACAGUCCCCGCUCCACAUGCUGCACUCCGGAUCGCCACAUCUGCCGAUCAUGACGGGCAUCAUCCGCGAGUUCCUCGACGUCGAUAACCGCUUCAAGGGCGAUUACAGCCUAGAGGCGGUGCACCUUGACGUGUCGCCGACGAUGGGGCAGGUGGAACUCGGCCCGAACGAGGUGGGUGACCGGCAGACUCGCAUGCAGCUGCCGGAAUUCCAGCGCCUUAUCACACAGGACUGCGAGGAAGAGACGCAGGCGAUCCGCAUCGUCAACUACGACCCGUACGUGCUGGAGCAAGCGAUGCUUGUGGACGCCUUCGAAGACGAAGACGAACUGAACUCCCCGCUUGCGACCUCCGUGCUAGGGCCGAAUCCGCACCAUAUGGAGCGGCAGUACUCCCCACGAAACGAGGGUGCGUAUGCAGUAGUAGUCGACGUUCGCAACGCCGUUCAGCUUAUGGUGACCAUCGCUGAGGGCGUUGUGAACGACUCGCUGCACGUGAAGCUGAAGGAGGUACCCGUGGCGUCCCUCUUCAAGGCAAUGAUGACGGCCAAGGAAGGCCAUCGCGCGCACGGCUUCAUUCGCGUGUUCAAGAAGGAGCUCAACCCGGAGUUCACCACGGACGAGAUCAAGACGUUCUGGACGCCAGAGCUGCUCAGCGGAAAGGUGCUUGGCACGACGCAGCUGGGCACGAACGCCGUGGCCAUCUCUCAUCACAUCAGCCCCCACAUCGUUGGCGUGGCGUGGGCGAUGCAUCUGCUGGCCGGUGUUCGCCCUGGCACGCACGGGUACGGCAACGGCCUGCCGGUGUCUGACAUUAUCCGGACCAUGAAGCUGCCAGCCGAGGUGUUCGUGGAUGGCGUACUACCUCUAGAGCAGGUGUACGAGUACGCCGCCGGCUACGUGCAGCGGUCGAAGCGCGACGUGGACGUGCACCUCUACCCGGUGCUCACGAAGAUCUUCCGCGAGGACGCGGUGCCGACGAUAUCGGUGUUCGACCUCGAGUCCAUCCUUAUCAACGUGAAGGACGCCAACGUGGACCCGGAGUGCCCGGAGCAUGUGAUGGUGAUAAUGUACAAUGCAUGCGUGGCGCACAAUGUGCUGUACAUUGUGGAAGAACCGCAGUGGUGUGUGCUGGCCGGCUACGAUCAGGAAAUGCAAACGGCCGUGCUGAUCGAUGCCCACCCGAAGACGUUUUCGCACACCUGGUCGUGCCCGCUGGAUCGUCUUCACAAGGCCAUGACCGGCAACGGCUACCUGAUCUUCUCGAAGCGCGGCACGAAUCCGGCGUCGCGGCGCGUUGGUGCCCCAGCCACGAUGGCUCCCACAGUGGAGAGUCGACUUGAGCUAGUGGAGCGCCAGCACGAGCUGAAUAGCUCUUGGGAAGGCAAGACCGCAUUUGCCGUGCCGAAGGCGUUCACGUUUCCCUCGCUGCCUGUCAUGCCGACGAUGGUAGCCAUGACAUGCACCCGGCUCGGCGUUCCGACCACGUUUGACGACGUGGUGCAACGCCUUCCGUUCGAAAUCUCUGCCCUGGUCAUUCGCAACCUGACGCUGGAGAUCAUGCACGUGUGCCUGACACAGUACUUGCGCGUGGUGGGGUUGCAGGACGAGGUCCAAGUAAAGGCGUAUCAUGGGGAAAGCAACGCGGACGGGCUCCUCACACUGCAGCUGCCGCAGCUCGAGGAACUCAUCCAGACGUCACUCGACGGAAACCAUCUCCUGCUGUUGCACUUCGAUGCCAGCCACCUGCUCGUGAACGGGGCCUCGCACCCGUUCGGUACCCUUGGUAUGGUCGUCGGCUACGACGCGGGGCUCGGAAGCGUGCGCGUGGCGGACGCGAACCCCAACAGUUUCCUGCGUGAGUGGUCGGCACCGCUGCUAGAGGUGUUCGAGUCCGUGCUGGACAGCGAUGUCACACGGAAGCAGCGCACCCGCGGCGUGCUGCGCGUCUCGCGUGCUGCCGCACCCUCGGCUGCGGCAGGUCCGGUGUUCGCGCCGCCGUGCAGCCGUCCUUUCCGCCUCGAACUGCUGCCCGUUCUGAACGUCUUCCUUGUUAGCCCCAGCCCCCACUUUCAAGGGAUGUCCUUCGCCUUCUCGCAACUGGGAUACUACUACAGCCCGGAGGAGAUCUUCUACGAGGCGUACCUGAAGACGAUGGAUGAUCAGCGGCGGCGCGGCAGCCAGGCCUUUGCGUGGCGUGAUGUCGAGGUGUCGCUGUCGAUCAUCAACAAAAAGAUCGACGCCUCUUUCAUGGCGGAAGGGUGCCGGAAGUUCCUCGAAUCGCGUAAUGGACACCAGAGCGGGACCCAAGAGACGAUCUCAGUGCAGGUUCUGGAGGACAUCGACGUGGACGAGGAGCUGGACGAGCUUCUGGAGAAGUCUACGCGGUCCUCGGACACGGUCCUUCUGCUGAACUACGACGUUCUGCGCACGCACCAGCUGUCGAACCUCGGCCGCAGUGUGGCUAUCGUGAAGAGCUACAACAAGGAGAAGCAGCUGGUCGAGCUGUGGGAUGCCGAGUACGCCGUCUUCGGCCUCUCCUUUGUAGUAACGAAGCAGCAGCUCGUCGAAAUGGGCGAUCUGGAGAACGUCGGCUCCAGCCCGUACGGCUUUGUCCAGUUCAAGCGUGUUGCAGCCGGCGCCGCCCCAAAGAAGCUGGGCCUUAUGUCUGCGCCAUCAACACUGGAGGAGGAAGCCGAACUCGAGGCGGCGGCCACCGCGGCAGAAGUAAGGUGA